Lactuca saligna is the source of this 918-nucleotide messenger RNA. NCBI's taxonomy places the organism in Eukaryota, Viridiplantae, Streptophyta, Magnoliopsida, Asterales, Asteraceae. The record is from the annotation of a GenBank genome assembly.
AUGGGGGCAGGUGCUAUUGGUGUUACUCUUUGUUUUGCUUCUUUUACUAUAUCUCCUUUAAGGCAAGAUGAUCAAGAUACAAAUUUUGCUGGCUAUCAUGAUGAGUUUCAAUAUUCCAAAUACAGUCCAUUCAAUGUUCAAGAAGAAAGUGAUGAUGAUGCACCAAUUACGAAAGGAAAAUUCAAGGCUGUCAAUGAGAAGUUGGAUAAUCUACUUGAGUCUUCCAAAACUUCUUCAAGAAUCGAAUACUCAUUUGAGUCUAUCAAAGCUUUAAUCGAGACCCUCACCAAGGAGCACACCAACAGUCCAGUAGCCUCUACAAAAGUUGUUGAGAACUUAGAGUCGACAGUGCGAGAAAUGACUGAGAAAGUCGAAAAACUACUAGCCAAUGUGACUCAUUUUAUGGAAGAAUUUCAGAGUUCGUCUGAGAAUAACAUUGCUACUGCGAAUAAAGUAAUCACAAAUAUUGGCUAUAUUCUUCAAUCAGAAAAAGAAGCUCUCUAUAAAGUCCAUUCAGAUCUGCAAGUUGAUAAUACAAAAAUGAAUGCUUUUGUUGUUUCAAAGAUCGAGAAACUUCAAGUUGAUCUUGCCAUUGAGAAUGCCCUCAUGGACAAGCUCGUAGUCAAAACUGAAAAGGUUAAAGUUCUUCCAGUGAACCUAUCACAUGCAAAAACGCAAAUUGAUGAGUUGAAAUCUGAAAGGGAUGUUAUGAAAAGUGGUGUUGCAGAUGAGUCUGGUUCUCAUCCGAAACAAGGAGGAGAAGUCAAGAAACCAGCUGGUGGUUCUGACGAAAACGAGACAAUGAAAUAUCCACCCAAGACAAAAGAUCUAAAGGGUAAUAAUGCUUUGGGAUCGAAAGGAAAAGGAAAAUUGAUUGAUGAUGAUAAAGAAGAAGAAUAUCUAUCCGAAGAGGCUUAA